UGCAAAGCACUUUUGAUCAUAGCAGCAAGUAUCCUCUCAUCAUCGUCACUCACUACUCUAACCGUGCGAGUGCUCUUGGUCCUGUUGAAUCAUGGCCGGAGAUGGUGUUGAUACUUUUCCAGAUUUGCUAAGUGUGUACAGAACUUCCGUUCCCAAGAACAAUAGUAUCUCUCAAAACUCUGUUCCAAAUAUUUGGAGAACUUCAAAUAUUAUUGAGAAGCUGAAGCUGAAGCUGGUAACGAGGGUGACUAACAAAAGCAAUUCUAUGUCUCCUGAGGACAAAAGCAACACUCCUCAGUCAGUAUUGACUCCAACAUUGGAGGAAGAGGAGGAGGAGUUAAAUUCACCUACUGGAGUUGAUGCAACUACAUCUGAAAAAUCCAUAGAAACCUAUGGUGAAAACAAUGAUGACAUUGUUGACAACAUAUCUGAUAUUAAUGAUGACAUUGUUGACAACAUAUCUGACAUUGUUUCGGAAAGUGACGAUGAUGAUUGUUGUUCUUUAGAUGACAUUGACUCGGACACUGGGGAGAGAAGCCAUGAUGAUAAGAUAGUCAAUGAAGAUUUGGAUGAUUUCAAUCGUCACUCCGGAGAUAAGCCAAAUUUGGAGUUUGAAAUGAAAUCAUACCAAGAGAUGGUUGAGAGAGAGAUAAAACAAACCGAUGAUAGUCCUCCGAAGGAAGAACACAUCAAAUCACAAGUCUCUGCUGAUUCUUCAUGUGAAUCAAGUGAGAAGUUAAAUCUGGGACCAGAAGAAAACCAUGUUGAUAGACAGAACAAGGAGAUGGACGUAGCAGAAAAUAGUUUCCAGGACCAAAUCCAAGUCAUUGAACAAACUGUAUCAGCAAAGGGAGACCAGUUUGUGAAAUUUGAGGAGAAGGAGAAGGACAAGGAGAUUAUGCAGUUGGUGUCGGAGAGAGAGAAAAUAAUGAGAAAUCAUGAAGAGAAAUGGUUGGCUCUGAAGAAGAAACAGUGGCAGGAGCUGGUUGAACUUGAGAAGGAACUAGAGAAUGAACUGGCGCAGCUCACGGAUAAGUACACUUCUGACAUCAAUUAAAAAAUCACACCUCAAAUCAUAAGAAAAAGUUGUAAAAAUUAGUUGUCUACGUAUAAUUAUCCUUAUUUCUAAAAACUAAAAGAGGAAAGUGGCUAAGGUCAAAAUCAUCUACUCACAUUGGACAAGUUUUACUGAUAUCAGAAUUUUGGUCUCAUUUUACUCCAAAAUGUAGUUUUUGUUCUUAUUGUAUUUGUAAAGCAUUCUUUGCUUACAAGUGUCCUGUUCCUGCACAAUUCUCAUUCAUUGAUAAUGUAAUAAUUUUUAUGAACAA
Molecule: messenger RNA, 1328 nt
Organism: Vigna unguiculata (cowpea)
Lineage: Eukaryota; Viridiplantae; Streptophyta; Magnoliopsida; Fabales; Fabaceae
Product: protein SUPPRESSOR OF GENE SILENCING 3-like
Biological process (GO): defense response to virus; regulatory ncRNA-mediated gene silencing
Source: RefSeq, a predicted model, not a curated record